GGAAUAGAGUCACGCCCCACACUCAGGGAGCAGUCUGCCGGGGCAAAGCCUCUCUCAUUCCUCCCUGAUUGCGCUAUUCCGGGGACAGGUGAAUCUCUGACAGAGGCCUGAAGUCCAGUGAGUAUGGCUUUCAAAGACCUAACAUCAAGAGCGGUAAUUCUUUAUGAUGAGUGGAUUAAAGAUGCUGAUCCCAGAGUGGAAGAUUGGCCCCUCAUGUCCUCGCCAAUCCCCCAAACUAUCAUCAUUGGGGCUUAUAUUUAUUUUGUCACAUCAUUUGGCCCAAGGUUCAUGGAGAACAGGAAACCGUUUGAUCUGAAGCACAUAAUGGCACUCUAUAACCUAUUUAUGGUUGUCUUCUCUUUGUACAUGUGUUAUGAAUUCCUUAUGUCAGGCUGGGCUACAGGCUAUUCGUUCCAAUGUGACAUUGUUGACUAUUCCAGGUCACCUCAGGCAUUAAGGAUGGCUUGGACUUGUUGGCUGUUCUACUUCUCAAAGUUUGUUGAAUUAUUAGAUACUAUCUUCUUUGUAUUGCGAAAAAAGAACAGCCAGAUUACAUUUUUGCACGUAUAUCAUCAUUCCAUCAUGCCAUGGACUUGGUGGUUUGGGGUCAAGUUUGCUGCAGGUGGAUUGGGCACAUUCCAUGCAUUAGUAAACUGCGUUGUUCAUAUUAUCAUGUACUCCUAUUAUGGCUUGUCGGCACUGGGACCUGCGUACCAGAAGUACCUCUGGUGGAAAAAGUACAUGACCUCCAUACAACUAACACAGUUCCUGAUGGUUACCUUCCACAUUGGCCAGUUCUUCUUUAUGGAUGAUUGCCCGUACCAGUACCCAGUUUUCCUGUAUGUCAUCUGGCUAUAUGGAUUCAUCUUCUUAAUCUUAUUCCUUAACUUUUGGUUUCAUGCCUAUACCAAAGGACAAAGGCUACCGAAAAGCGUUCAAAAUGGACACAUCAAGAACAAAGAUCAUUGAUGAAUAAUCUUGGUAGUACAGAACGAUUUUUUUACCAGCUGAAAAGCACUGUAAUACAAGGAACUUCUGCAAACAAAACAUAGAAACCCAUAUUUUUACUUAAGUUAUUCAGGAUUGUACAUUUAUUAAUAUGGUCUGAUGUAUAGGAUAUUUCCCAACAAAUGUACAUCUAUUUAUCUGGUAAAUAAUUGCCGUUUGUCAUGUAAAGAUGGCUGAAAAGCCAAAUUGUGGUAGUAAUGGAUGCAGAUGAAAAGUAUUCUUACUUUGAAUUCCAUUUUCAACCAAUGUCUUCAAUUCAGAUAAGGAAUUUCAGCAAUGAAACGAUUAAUAACAGUGAAUGAGUGUCUUUAGCAAAGACAUGACACCUUUUUGUAAUGAUGCCUACAUCUUGCCGCAGCGAACGCAAGCUUGUGCUGAACUGUCGGCUCUUGUACAAAUUGUGCCAAAAUAAAAAUGGUAUCUAGUUUGUCAUUCUUGUUUGAAACUUGAA
Molecule: messenger RNA, 1459 nt
Organism: Spea bombifrons (plains spadefoot toad)
Lineage: Eukaryota; Metazoa; Chordata; Amphibia; Anura; Pelobatidae
Gene: ELOVL7
Product: ELOVL fatty acid elongase 7
Exons: 8
Coding region: 124-969 (281 amino acids)
Biological process (GO): fatty acid elongation, polyunsaturated fatty acid; very long-chain fatty acid biosynthetic process; sphingolipid biosynthetic process
Cellular component (GO): endoplasmic reticulum membrane; endoplasmic reticulum
Molecular function (GO): fatty acid elongase activity
Source: RefSeq, a predicted model, not a curated record